AUGCAGGAGCUGGUGGCUGGUGUGGAGAAGAUCAGAUUUGACUUGGAAGCUGAUGUGGAGCAGCAGAGAGGAGCUCAGCCCCUGCCCUUCCCGGGUAUGGACAAGCUGGGGGCGGCUGUCUGCGAGUUCUUCCAUCGAGGGCUGUGCACCAAGGGCGUGCGGUGCCCCUUCCGGCACGUCGGCGGGGAGAAGACGGUGGUGUGCAAGCACUGGCUGCGUGGGCUCUGCAAGAAGGGCGACGGGUGUGACUUCCUGCACGAGUACGACGUGACCAAGAUGCCCGAGUGCUAUUUCUACUCCAAGUUCGGUGAGUGCAGCAACAAGGACUGUCCCUUCUUGCACAUUGAUGCCACCACCAGUACCAUGGGCUGUCCCUGGUAUGACCGUGGUUUCUGCAGGCACGGUCCCCUGUGCAAGUACAAGCACACGCGGAGGGUGAUGUGUGCCAACUACCUUGUCGGCUUCUGCCCAGAAGGACCCAAGUGCAAAUUCAUGCAGUACGUGCGGGGCAGGCUGGGGGGAACUCGGCGCACGCAGCUGGCCUGGGACAGCAGGGGACAGCCCCUCUCUGAGGCUGCAGAGGUGGACGUGGCCCUUGCAGUGUCUGGCCUCAAGGCCGGGCUGAUGACGAGCAGCACAGAUCCAUCCAAGGGAGCUGGCUGUCCUUGGGGGCUGGCACGGCUGGAUCUGGCUGCCGGCAGGGAGAGUGGAUGCAAGGACGUGCCACCCAUGGAGCCCCCUCUACCAGUCACUGGCGCUACCCAGCACCUGACAGCGCUGCUGUGGGACACCAACAGUGGCCCCCAGGGCCCACAGAGCCUGCUUGAACCGGGGCGUCUGCUUCAAGUGCGGACAGAAAGGUCACUACGCCAAUAA
Molecule: messenger RNA, 876 nt
Organism: Nipponia nippon (crested ibis)
Lineage: Eukaryota; Metazoa; Chordata; Aves; Pelecaniformes; Threskiornithidae
Source: RefSeq, a predicted model, not a curated record